Molecule: messenger RNA, 1722 nt
Organism: Colletotrichum destructivum
Lineage: Eukaryota; Fungi; Ascomycota; Sordariomycetes; Glomerellales; Glomerellaceae
Product: Putative alpha/beta hydrolase-1, AB hydrolase 4 family
Exons: 7
Coding region: 273-1550 (425 amino acids)
Biological process (GO): medium-chain fatty acid biosynthetic process; medium-chain fatty acid catabolic process
Molecular function (GO): monoacylglycerol lipase activity; acetylesterase activity
Source: RefSeq, a predicted model, not a curated record
GCUGGUUAAUUCGCAAGCUCCCUGGUCCUCGGGGCUCCACUGCCAUGACUUGUGGUUCUUCGUCCCUUUUCACAUGGCAGCGCUUUUGACUUCUCGAUGAAUGUGUUCUUGAAUUCUUCUCCUCUAUUCUUCCGCAGUCUUCUUGACGAGAUUGUAUUGUUUCUCGCCUUGUCACUCUCACUUCAUUCUCCGUGUUACACUCGGCCCCAACCACGACAUUUUCUCUCGAAGCUAAGCUGUUUCGAUCAGCCGUUGCCCGAAGACUCCGAAUUAUGGACUGGCUUGGAUAUGCAAAGAUCGACUUCACCCACGCGCCAUCGCCUGUGUCUCUCAAAGAAAAUGAUGGCAAUCAGACAGACUUGCUCAAGGUCUGUGAGAAGAUCACACCGCCAUGCCGGAUGAACCCGCUCCUCUUCAAUGGCCAUCUGCAGACAAUGUGGACGGCCACCAAGCAACACGGGCCCCCGGUGUACUAUCGCCGGAAGGUGUUCCACGCCGACGACAAGGCAUUCGACGGUACCUUUGCCGUUGACUUUGUCACGGAGCCCUUCAAAGAUGUGGACAGUACACUGCCGCCUCGAACGAAGUAUUUCGAGGACCAGGACUUUGAGACACUGCCUUCGGAUGACGACAGGCCGCAGCUGGUUGUACUCCACGGCCUUUCAGGAGGCUCUCAUGAGAUCUACCUAAGGCAUGCCAUUGCGCCAUUGAUCGACUCGGGCAAAUGGGAGGUGUGCGUGGUGAACUCGAGAGGCUGUGCGAACAGCAAGUUCACCAGCGGCAUUCUGUACAAUGCCAGAGCGACGUGGGACUUUCGUCAGACGAUCAAGUGGCUGAGGAAGAAGUUCCCAAACCGUCCUUUGUUUGGCCUAGGUUUCUCGCUCGGCGCCAACAUGCUGACCAACUACUGCGGAGAGGAGGGCGUCAACUGUGAGCUGACGGCCGCUAUCGCGUGCUCCAACCCCUUCAACCUCGAGGUCGCAAACAAGGCAUUGAAGCGAAACUUCCUCGGCAGAGAGGUUUACCAAAGAGUCAUGGGCACCAGCAUGAAGCAGCUCAUUGCUGAUCACAAGGAAGAGGUGCAGAAGCACACAAACCUGGAUCUCGAACGUAUCCAGAACCUGACAUACCUUUGGGAGUUUGAUCGAGAAGUCCAAUGCAUAAGCUGGGGAUACCCAACGGAGAGUGCUUAUUACCGUGAUGCAUCAUCUUGUGACGCCGUCUUGGCCAUCAGGAUUCCGUUCCUUGCCCUUCACGCAACAGACGAUCCCAUUGCUGUAAACGAAGCCAUCCCCUAUGAGGAGUUCGAGAAGAACCCGUACACUGUUCUGUGCACGACCUCUCUCGGCGGACACCUCUGCUGGUUUGAGCCCGGCGGUGGAAGAUGGCACGCGAAGCCGGUUGCGAAUUUCUUCAACCAUAUGGCUUUCAACGUAGACCACAGCCAGCUGCCUCCCAAGACGAACAGCGCUCCACCAACGAACGGCAAAUCGGAGUUUCACUUUAACCCUGUGAGACGCAAGAUGGAAAUCAAGGCAGGCUCGGAUUAGAUGUGCACAGUAGAUAGACGUAAAACCCAAGCCGAGCCCGGAAACGGCGCAUGGAUAUAGAACAUAGAUAGAAGGCACCUCUGCUUGUUGAACAUUGACGCGGCUCUGUAAGGAGCUAGAGACAGCAAGAUGUACAACGAGGUGCAACAAGGUGUCGCCCGGCGGCCCCCAC